AUGGACGCAGGCGGUCUCUCUCAAAUGAAUUCAACCCAUCUUUCCACGGGCAACAGCCUCGGCAUGCCUGGCGGAGGUCUCGCCUCUCGCCGAGGUGGCCCCGUAAAGCCUCUCUCGCUGUCUAGCGCCACUCCCGGUAGCAACGCGGCUGACAACGGAGCGCCCACCCCGCGUACCAGCCGCUCGCAUCUGCUGGCGGGUCUCAGAACUGCACCGAAGUCGGCUACCGCUGCCAACUUCUCUGGUACCAACAGCGCUGCGUCGCCCACGUCUCAGUCUUUUGCUGCUAGGAGCAACAACCUGAGCUCCAACAUGUAUGCUCAAGCUCAGACCGGUCAAUACAACGGUCCUAAGACAGCGCUUCCUCGGUACGCUGGUCAGCAGCAGCAGACAUACCAGUCUGUUCCCUCCAGCCAACACUACAGUGCCGAGCAGGUUCUUGCUCCUCCCGAAAUCCACUUUGAUGAGCAGGAACAGAUGGACCCGAACUUGUACGCCCAGCUGGUUGCUACCAACAUGUACCUCGCACAGCAGCAGCAGCGCCUUCAGCAACAGCUGCUCAGUGUUCAGGCUGCCGCUCAGCAGUUUCAGGGCCUGAACCUACAAGGUGCUCAGCAACAGAUCCAACAGCAGCAGCUCGCGAUGUAUCAGCAGCAACAGCAGCUUCAGAGCAUUCAGCAGUCGAUGAUGGGACAGAUGGCCCAGCAGCAGCAGCCACAGCAACAGGUCUACACGUACUAUGACCCAGUCACCCGUCAACAAGGCUACUAUAUUGAUCAGGGUCAAACCGACCAGCAAGCUCAGCUGGCUCAGAUCUACGCUGCCUUGGCUCAACAGCAGCAGCAGCAACAGCAGCAGCAGCAAGCCCCUCGCGUCCAGGUGUCUCCCCCUCCCGAGAACCACGCAACUCCGUAUCGCACUACGACCCCUCCCAAGCGCUAUGAGUCGCCAUCUGAGGUUGCUCCUCUACCUCCUCCGUCAGCCAAUGCCUUCCGCCGUGGCCAUAAGAAGGUCAUGUCGCUCGCUCUGACUGGUAACAACCAGGCGAGCCUAUCGCCUUCUCAGGAGCCUCCCAAGUCUGCUGGCCCCAAGACAGCCUCUUUCCCGCUGACUCCCUUGUCCGGAGGUUAUGGGCCCGGUCAGGGACGCGCCGGCGAGCACCCCAUCCGUCAGCCUCGCGGACCCCCGUCCAUUGAGGAGCUCAAGGCCAAGCCCGUCGCAAAGAUGGAGGGCAGCAAGAACUUUGCCACCCGCGCCCGCCGAUCGGCCGUUCACAACCUCGUCCGUGCUGGACGUGAGCGCAGAAAGGGCCCUGGCAGUUCAAACGGUAGCAUGAGCCCGGUCUCCGAGAGUGCCGAGGAGGAGUCAGGUACCCCCAUUACCGACAACGAGUCCGACUCUGGUCGCAGUGGAUCUGGCAGCCUUGCAGGCGAUAUCGACUGCUCCCUGCCCAGCUCAAGAACUUCCACCAAUGGCAGCUGGGGAGCUAUCGGCUCUGACCGCCCAAGCUCUCGUCAAAGAACUCGCAAUAGCGUCGAUAGCAUUGGCAGCAAUGAGAGCGGUGAGAACAGCUUCGCCAGCGUGUUCAAGAACUCAGCUCAACGCGCCGGUGUCGAGGUAACGGACGGACAGCGCAAGGCGCCCAUGCUGGUUCUAACCAGCGCCGAGAAGCGAAAGAGCGGCAUUUUGGCGUAG
Colletotrichum orchidophilum is the source of this 1695-nucleotide messenger RNA. RefSeq lists its product as uncharacterized. The transcript has a single exon. The coding region runs from base 1 to 1695 and encodes 564 amino acids. The record is from RefSeq and is a predicted model, not a curated record. NCBI's taxonomy places the organism in Eukaryota, Fungi, Ascomycota, Sordariomycetes, Glomerellales, Glomerellaceae.